UCGGUGGCGGCAGCCAAGGCGAGGGAGACAGUCCAGGAAGGUUCUGAGAAGUUAUUCAAGAAACUCUCCAGGUUCCUGAGUCUGCCAGGUGUGCUCAGUAACCGUGUCAUCACCGUGGUCACCGUAAUUGUUUGCUUGGACAACUUCGCUGCCUCGUUGGUGUUCGACGGACUUAACCUGAGCGGUGACAAUUACAGUGCCGAUCCCUUCCUCUACAUCGUGCUGGGGGGACUGAUGGAGGUGCCAGGGUACACUAUCAAUGGCCCAAUCAUCGACCGCUGGGGCAGGAGAGUGCCCACUGCCCUUAGUUUCAUUAUCUGUGGCAUCCUCCUCCUAACACUUACCUUCAUUCCUUCUGGCUUGUCUUGGCUGGUGGUGACUCUAGCCCUGGCUGGCAAGGUGUGUAUCAGCGGAGCCUUCCAAAUCAUCUACGUCUACAGCUCAGAACUCUUCCCUACAGAGGUCCGACUCCAAGGCCUAGGAGCCGCUUCUGUCUUCGGCCAACUUGGUUCUGUCAUCCUGCCAUACAUCACCACCUACCUGGUCAGUUUC
Molecule: messenger RNA, 552 nt
Organism: Cherax quadricarinatus
Lineage: Eukaryota; Metazoa; Arthropoda; Malacostraca; Decapoda; Parastacidae
Source: RefSeq, a predicted model, not a curated record